AAAAAGGACAGAAGAAACGUCUGGCCACGGGGAGUGGGAAUUCGUGUCCUCGUCUCUACUUUCGUCUUCUGGCGGGAAACCCUAGAGGAGAAGUCGAAACACUUCUUGUGGUGGUGGUGGUGGUGGUGAUAGCAGCAGAGAGAGAAGAGAGCUACGAAACGAAGAAUAAGUAGGAUGCACUGGAUUGCCACCAGAAACGCCGUCGUUUCACUCCCUAGAUGGCGUUCCUUCGCCUUCCUCUGCCGCUCGCCAUUUCGCACGCACUCUUCCCUCAAACCCUCGCCUCUUCUGCUUAAUACAAGGUACCCUGAGAGGACAUACUGCUUAGGAGAUGGAAAGGCUGUGAAAGGAAUCACUACGGCUUCUUCUAAGAAAGUUAAGACCAAGUCUACUGAUGUUCUCACUGACAAAGAUCUCUCUCAUUUGCUCUGGUGGAAGGAGAGAUUGCAGACAUGUAAGAAACCAUCUACUCUUCAACUUAUCGAAAGGCUUAUGUACACCAAUCUACUUGGUUUGGAUCCCAGCCUGAGGAAUGGAAGUCUAAAAGACGGGAAUCUCAACUGGGAGAUGUUGCAGUUUAAGUCAAGGUUUCCACGUGAAGUUUUGCUCUGCAGAGUUGGAGAUUUCUAUGAGGCCAUUGGGAUAGAUGCAUGUAUACUCGUUGAGUAUGCUGGUCUAAAUCCGUUUGGUGGUCUUCGUUCAGAUAGUGCUCCAAAGGCUGGUUGCCCAGUUGUGAAUCUUCGACAGACUUUGGAUGACUUAACACGCAACGGUUAUUCAGUGUGUAUUGUGGAGGAAGUUCAGGGGCCAACACCAGCUCGUUCUCGUAAAGGUCGAUUCAUUUCAGGGCAUGCACAUCCAGGAAGUCCUUAUGUAUAUGGGCUUGUUGGUGUGGACCACGAUCUUGACUUUCCGGAGCCUAUGCCGGUCGUUGGGAUAUCUCGUUCAGCAAGGGGGUAUUGCAUGAUAUCUAUCUUCGAAACUAUGAAAGCAUAUUCACUAGAUGAUGGUCUAACAGAGGAAGCACUAGUCACCAAGCUCCGCACACGUCGCUGUCAUCAUCUUUUCUUACAUGCAUCAUUGAGGAACAAUGCAUCAGGGACAUGCCGGUGGGGAGAGUUUGGCGAAGGAGGUCUACUCUGGGGAGAAUGCAGUGGCAGGAAUUUUGAGUGGUUUGAAGGAGAUGCUCUUACCGAGCUCUUAUCGAAGGUCAAAGAUGUUUAUGGUCUUGAUGAUGAAGUUUCCUUUAGAAAUGUCAACGUACCUUCAGAAAACCGGCCACGUCCAUUGCAUCUUGGAACGGCUACACAAAUUGGUGCCUUGCCUACUGAAGGAAUACCUUGUUUGUUGAAGGUGCUGCUUCCGCCUACGUGCAGUGGCCUGCCUUCUUUGUACGUCCGGGAUCUUCUUCUAAACCCUCCUGCUUAUGACAUUGCUCUGAAAAUCCAAGAAACUUGCAAGCUCAUGAGCAAAAUAACAUGCUCAAUUCCGGAGUUUACCUGUGUUUCAUCUGCUAAGCUUGUGAAGCUUCUUGAACAACGGGAAGCCAACUACAUUGAGUUCUGCCGGAUAAAACAUGUGCUUGAUGAAGUAUUACAUAUGCAUAGACAUCCUGAACUUGUGGAAAUACUGAAGUUGUUGAUGGAGCCUACUUGGGUAGCUACUGGUUUGAAGAUUGACUUCGAAACUUUUGUCAACGAAUGUCAUUGGGCUUCUGACUCAAUUGGUGAAAUGAUCUCUCUAGAUGACGAUGAAAGUGAUCAGAACGUAAGUAAAUGUGCUAAUAUCCCGAACGAGUUCUUUUAUGAUAUGGAGUCUUCAUGGCGUGGUCGCGUUAAGGGAAUCCAUAUAGAAGAAGAAAUCACACAAGUGGCAAAAUCGGCUGAGGCUUUAUCUUUAGCGGUAACUGAAGAUUUUCACCCUAUUAUAUCAAGAAUCAAGGCCAUGGCUGCAUCACUUGGUGGUUCAAAGGGUGAAAUUGCUUAUGCAAAAGAACAUGAGUCUGUUUGGUUCAAAGGGAAACGGUUUACCCCAUCUGUGUGGGGUGGUACUGCUGGGGAAGAACAAAUUAAACAGCUGAAACCUGCUUUUGACUCGAAAGGGAAAAAGGUUGGAGAAGAAUGGUUUACGACCCAAAAGGUGGAAGAUGCUUUGGUCAGAUAUCAUGAAGCCACCGAGAACGCAAAUGCCCGGGUCCUGGAACUGUUGAGGGAGUUAUCUGCUAAACUGCAAACAAAAAUAAACGUUCUCGUCUUUGCAUCUAUGCUUCUCGUCAUUGCAAAAGCGUUAUUUUCUCAUGCUUGUGAAGGGAGAAGACGAAAAUGGGUUUUCCCAACUCUUGUUGGAUUCAUUACAGAUGAGGCCGCAAAUCCAUUAGAUGGUGGUGUCACUCAAAUGAAGCUGACUGGGCUGUCACCUUAUUGGUUUGAUGUAGCUUCUGGAACUGCUGUUCACAAUACGGUCGACAUGCAAUCACUGUUUCUUCUAACCGGACCUAACGGUGGUGGUAAAUCGAGUUUGCUCAGAUCGAUAUGCGCAGCUGCUUUGCUUGGAAUCUGUGGUUUUAUGGUUCCAGCUGAAUCAGCUUAUAUCCCUCACUUUGAUUCCAUCAUGCUUCAUAUGAAAUCUUAUGACAGUCCUGUAGAUGGGAAGAGUUCGUUUCAGGUAGAAAUGUCGGAGAUAAGAUCUAUUGUAAGCCAGGCUACUUCAAGAAGCCUAGUGCUCAUAGAUGAGAUAUGCAGAGGGACAGAGACGGCUAAAGGCACUUGUAUUGCGGGUAGCGUGAUCGAGAGUCUUGACGCAAGUGGUUGCUUGGGUAUUGUAUCUACACAUCUCCAUGGAAUUUUUGAUUUGCCUCUUACGGCUAAAAACGUCACCUAUAAAGCAAUGGGAGCACAGAAUGUGGAAGGGCAGACAAAGCCAACUUGGAAAUUGACAGACGGGGUUUGCAGAGAGAGUCUUGCGUUUGAAACAGCUAAGAGAGAAGGUGUCCCGGAGACAGUUAUCCAAAGAGCCGAAGCUCUUUACCUCUCGGUUUAUGCAAAAGAGGCGUCUUCUGGAGUUGUUAGACGAAACAACACCGAGACUUCAUCGGACAAUAGCCUUAAAAUCAGCAAACCAGUCAGGUCUGAGAGAAGCUUAGAGAAGGACUUAGCAAAAGCUAUCCUUAAAAUCUGUGGGAAAAAGAUGGUUGACCCUGUAGGUUUAGAAUGUCUUUCAAUAGGUGCUCGAGAGCUUCCACCUCCAUCUACAGUUGGUUCAUCAUGUGUUUAUGUGAUGAAGAGACCCGAUAAGAGGUUGUACAUUGGACAGACGGAUGAUCUUGAAGGAAGAAUACGUGCGCAUAGGGCAAAGGAAGGACUGCAAGGGUCAAGUUUUCUAUACCUUGUGGUGCAAGGUAAGAGUAUAGCUUGUCAGCUAGAGACCCUUUUGAUUAACCAGCUCCAUGAGCAAGGCUACUCUCUAGCUAACUUAGCCGAUGGAAAGCACCGCAAUUUCGGGACGUCCUCAAGCUUGCCUACGUCAGAUGUAGUCAGUAUCUCAUAGUUUCAACAUUAGCUUUGGCUUUGACUGUAACUGAUCACCUCGCACUCUUAUCUUGGGGUUUGCAGUUGCACAAUUUAGUUUAGCUUAGAACAAGUAGAUUUUUAUUUUACUCGCCAGGCACUUAUGCAGUGAGGAAAGAAAAGAGUGCAUGCCGUUUUUCUUUUAAAGAUUUUUUGAGAUAUUCCGAACGGCAGGCGUUUCUGUACUUGCGAGCGGAUGCAGCAAUUACCAAUUUUGGGUCUUCUGUGUAAUUGCCAUUUAUCAGAUAAUGUAAUAUUCUAAAGAAAAUCAUUCGUAAAUCAUAGUUUCCUGCA
This is a messenger RNA of Raphanus sativus (radish), 3860 nucleotides long. RefSeq names its product DNA mismatch repair protein MSH1, mitochondrial. Gene Ontology annotation, molecular function: ATP binding; ATP-dependent DNA damage sensor activity; mismatched DNA binding. Gene Ontology annotation, biological process: mismatch repair. NCBI's taxonomy places the organism in Eukaryota, Viridiplantae, Streptophyta, Magnoliopsida, Brassicales, Brassicaceae. The coding region runs from base 175 to 3546 and encodes 1123 amino acids. The record is from RefSeq and is a predicted model, not a curated record. The transcript has 22 exons. Gene Ontology annotation, cellular component: nucleus.